Molecule: messenger RNA, 5156 nt
Organism: Xyrichtys novacula (pearly razorfish)
Lineage: Eukaryota; Metazoa; Chordata; Actinopteri; Labriformes; Labridae
Source: the annotation of a GenBank genome assembly
AUGCACCAGGCCCAGGACCCACAGAUGCUGGACCAGCUGUCCAAAAACAUAACAAGAUGUGGCCUGUCCAACUCCACUCUCAACUACCUCCGAGUAAGUAAAGCACACUUAUGAUAUUCAACCCUAUUUUGAUGUUUUUGGUCUUGAGUGAAAAUAGAAAGGGUCAAGUCAAACUUAGAAGGUUGUUUGGUAAAGAUGAAGGGCUGUAGUCACCACAUGUUACAACUGGAAAUGGUCAACAGAACAGUCUCUGUGUCAGGUGUGAAACUUUUGUACUGUCUUAUUUUUCGCUUUUUUAAACACAGUUAUUCAAAGGCUGGUUAGUCUGCUGUAGUCCACCCACUGUUUCAAAUGUAUCCCAUUAACUUCCUUUUGAAGACAAUAGAUGCCUUUGGUUUUUAUAUGGUUUGAAAAAGACAGAAAGAGUAAACCUCCUGCAUCAUUUUGCUUCAGAUUCAGUCUCUCUUAGUGAGCAGCCCCCUCACUUGAGAUCCUGUUGUAAAGAGCAACGGUGGGCACUAGUUUUUGACACAUAAUUAACUGUUUUCUAACAAUGUGAUCAGGUAAUUUUGAAGAGAGAAACACCUCUGCAUGAUUGGGAUCAUUUAAAGCACACUUUUUUCUAACAUUUGAAGAAAGUUAUUAGCAAGGAACAACUUGAAUUUAAGCAGAACCUCUCCUUUUAGAACUCCCGUCCUGCUAAUUACUUAUAAACCUGUUCCUUGAAAUUAAAAGACAGUCGUCCCGAUAUACAACUCUGUAAACACACACGAAGCCUGUCCAUUGAAUCAGUGCCGUGCCUGCUCUAGUCAAUGCUCAUGUUUCCACAAGGAGCACCACGCUGCAUCUCCACUGAGUCCCAGAAGUGUCUCCUCACUCUGUUCCGCUAAAGAUAUGUGCUGAGUCUAUUUUUGACAGAGUCCACAUCCAGCAUGCGUCAAGCUGAGCAGAGACAAUCGACCUGGACUGGAAGGCAAACAGCAUAUGCCAUCCAAUCCAUUUUAAGAUAAAAACACUGUGCAUGACUAUAUUCUCCUACCGGUGUAUAAGAUCAUCUAGAUAAGAAGAACUCACUGAUAACUGAUAUAUUAUGAACACAAAACAGCCACACUGCCAAUCCAAGAUUGAUUAAUCACAACAAAAUCUUUAUCUCCUAGCUUUGUCUGCUGGUAACAACACAUCACAGUAGAUCAUAUAAACACAUUUAAACCUGAACAAUAUAAAAAUUAUUACAAGGCUCACUGAGUAAUGGUAAAGGCAAAAAGUCACAGAGUGAUAUCCAAAGGAACGUUAACCAACCGAGGAAAGUCUCAGUAAUCUCAUGUUUGUAUGUUAUUUCCUGUAGAGUCAGUCUAGCUGUUUUAGUGGUCCAGGGUAGGGCUGGGCGAUAAACCGAAAAUUUAGCGAUACCGAAAUGUACGACAAUAAUCAACGUCAUUUUGCCGUUAUCGGUAUAUUCUGUGUCAUUAAAAUAAAUAAAAGGGAGUUUUGGAUGUGUGUAGGUAGGCUAUGGUCUCAUGUCUCUUUAAGACGUUGUCCUACGUCAGAGUUAUGACUCCACCCCAUCCAGUCUGUAACAAAGAGGGAAAGACAGGUGAGGAGAUGGAGGGGGUUCAAAAGUUGUAGCGGCUGAAGCGACGACUGAAAUAGACGGAGCAAAUGUGGGAGGGAGUGAGCAGUUUGUGGAGUAGUUAUUGCCCAUUUUUCGUUAUCAAGGUGAACUGCUCAAUAUAUCUUAAUAUAAAUUUAAGGCCGUAUCACUCAGCUCUAGUCCAGAGUGUGGGCCGUCAAAGGGUGCAGAAUGGGAACGUGGCUCACACACUUCCUGAGGGUUUCAGGCAUUACAAUCCCAUCUUGUGCUCCUUUAACAGCGAACUUUGGAAAAAGAGCUCUGAAAACCUGCACAAACUUUACUCUGUUGUUUAUGUGUGAAAUAUUUGAAACUUUAGGGUGUUUUUUGUGGUAUGGCACGGUAACAUAGUUUUACAAGAGUGCUCUCCAGAUGGUGGGAGAUGAGACUUACAGUCUGUCUGUGUGCAUCUGGAGGUCUUUAUAGUUCAAACUCAGUGAAGGAGUAAAACAAAAAUUACAGCUUUUUCUGCAACGAAAAGGAAGACACUGAAAUAAAGCAGUGGGGAGAAACAUGAAAACAUGCAAAUAUACUGAAGUUCAUUCUCAGUCCAGAAAAAAAUAACGUAGAAAGCCAACAAACUUUUCUUCAUCAAGUUUCCUGACGAGAGAACAAACAAACAGAUGAAGUCAUCAGCGCUGAACACCAACUGCUAAUGAUGCUGCUUCAUCGAUCGACUUAUCUCUAAUGAUUGUAAACACCGUGUGAUCUCUUGCUUCUCUGUUCCCUCCUCCAGCUGUGUGUGAUACUGGAGCCCAUGCAGGAGCUGAUGUCCAGACACAAGACAUACAGCCUCAGCCCCAGAGACUGCCUCAAGACCUGCCUCUUCCAGAAAUGGCAAAGGAUGGUGGCACCACCAGGUAGGCAAAAAAAAAAAAACGCACAGCUUACUAAAUAAGACGACAGAAAAACGUGUUUUAUAAACUGUAUUUACUCUUUUUUUUGCAGCUGAGCCAUCAAGACAAGCCCCAAACAAACGGCGGAAGCGUAAGAUGUCGGGCGGCAGCACCAUCAGUGGAGGAGGAGGAACUACUAAUAACAACAACAACAAAAAGAAGAGCCCUGGCAGCGGCUUCCCUCUGUCCAGCCAAGUUCCAGUGAGUACAUGGCUGCUAUCUAGUGUCCGUACUCUGCUAUUACACCUCCAUUGAUAACCUCUGUCCUUACAAAUACAGUAUAAUGCCGUAUUGAUUCAUUAGCUAACAACAUCAAAAUAGCAUGUAGAGCAGGUCGCGGUGAUGGCACGUUAUAUAACAUCGGAAUCAGUCAGGCUGUCCUUUUGAUUCUGGGUUUUAUUUGUGAUUCAUCAAAGUACAGUUCCUGGAAAGAGGUGGAGUCAUGGCUGGAGGCAGAGUUCUGCAUAUUAUGGAGUCCUUUGUAAAUAGUGCCUGAACAAAGCGUGACAACCAGGGCUUGACACUAACGUUGUUCACAAGGAUCACAUACGCUUCUAAGUUGUAAAAGUAAGAAGCACACAAAGAACUUUAGUGGUGCAAUUAAAAUUGAUCAAUUAAUGUGUGUUUUAUUGGUCGACAGAAGUACUAUUAUAUUUUAAAUUAAUUUUAGGUCAUGGAAGCUGUUGGAAAAAAAGGUUCCAGAUUUGCCUUUAAAUUUAACACAAAAAUAUUCAGAGGGCAAAUUAGGGAAAUAAAGAUGUUUGUCUUAUGUCCGACCUUUCUACUAUUAAUCAAAAUCAGUUUUAGGUCAAUUGGUCACAUAACAUGGAAGCUUUUUUUUUAAGUACAUUGUUACGACCUGGAAGAAUGGUUAGGGGAAGAUGGGAAGUAACAAUAAAUUAAAACCGGACAGGGGAGACGAAAUGAAGAGUAGGAAACAGUAAAUCAGGAUAAGCGGGUAAUUUAUUAACAAUCAAAAUUGAUAACAAAAAGAUCAAACAACUAAAGGCGAGCACGAGGCCAAUUAUCAAUCACGUUCUUCAAAAGAAACCAAAGUCCACUGCCAACUAAUUAAUCAAACAAAAGAAACACCACAGGCUCCUGCCACCGGAAAACCUGGUCUUCAAGAACACCAAAACGCACAAGAUUGAAACACAGUCAACAAAUCGGUAGAUCCGAGAAUCAGAGCAGCUGUGCCUUCUUAUACCCGCCCCCACUCAUCACACCAAGCAGGUUCACCUGACACACCUGGGAGAGACACACAGCAGAAGACGCAGGACACACCCACACUCGUAACAUUCAUCAACCGGUAAUUUAUUGACGGUCCCUUAUUCAACACCCGACGUUGACAGCGAGGGUGCUGAGUAGAUUUAAUCACACUGCUGUUGCUAUUCCCGGUUAUGAAGAGUGAGAAGACACCGAUAGAUCCGCAGUGAAUGUCUGUCGAAAAUCCAACCUAAAACUAACUUCACUGCGGUAUUUACAUGAAAAAACAUUUGUCACCUCAGCUGAUUUUUUGCACAUGUGCCCCUAAAUACAUUUUACAAUUUGCAAACAUCAAUUUUUAGAUGUAUUUUUAUUUUUUUGGAAACGGUCGAGCCCUGAUAACAAAGCCCUUCAAAUACAGACAACUUAACAGCUCAUCAGGUGUGCAGUAAACUUUACAGACAUUGACUGAAUUAAAGUCAACGCACUGUGUUAAGAGUUAGCUCGAUGUAUCGGCCUUAAAGCUGUGUCGCACUGUUGGUUGGUUACAAAACUUUGUGAAAACUAAAAUGCCAGGAAAAAGUUUCAUUAAAAACUGCAAUGACCCAAACAAAAAGUAAUGACCACAAUGAUGUGGGAAAAUGAUCAUACAGGACAUUAAGCCCAGUUUCAGUUUAGAGGAAAUAUGACAGCUGAGUCGGUUUUUGACAGAAGGUAUGUGGGAGAUUUAGCUAAAGCUGAAGAAAGUUCUUUGCUUUAAUGAGACAGAAUCGGGGGUUUUGGCUAAAUGGUGUGUGCAGUGAAAGCCAAAUCCUGCUAUUCAGCUGAAAAAUGGCAACACAGAGAACCAGCGAGCUCAAAGCUGAGAUGGUCAUGUGAAAUAAGCCAUGAAAGUGGAUCAAGACCCUUAUACACAGGCUUCACAGCAAGAAGAUUACUGGUUUAAAUCCCUACCUGGGCAGAGGCCUGUCUGUGUUGAGUUUGCAUGUUCUCCUCCAUGCAUGAGUGGACUUUCUCCGGAUAAUCUGGCUCCUCUCAUGGUCCAAGAACAUGCCUGUCAGGUUCAUUGGUCACUCUAAAUCACCAGUAGGGGUAAGCGUGGGUGCGUGAGAGACUGUCUCUGUAUGUCAGCCCUGUGAUAGGCUGGCAACUUGUCCAGAGUCUGAAUGUACUUCUUUUUCGUGUCCCUGCAGGAUGUAAUGGUGGUGGGCGAGCCCACGCUGAUGGGAGGGGAGUUUGGCGACGAAGACGAGCGUCUGAUCACACGGCUCGAGAACACGCAGUUCGACGCGGCCAACGGCAUCGAUGACGAGGACAGCUUCAACAACUCUCCAGCGCUGGGCUCCAACUCACCCUGGAACAACAAAGCCCCCUCCAGUCAGGAGAGCAAGAGCGACAACCCCACCUCACAGGCAUCGCAGUAG